UUCUGUUUGAGGGCUGUCAACAUAUACACGUUCAUUGCAUAUUCCUCCCACUGACGCUGUUUUCUUUUCAUCCGAAUAUCUGGAUUCCUUUCCCGCCAAAACCAAUGACAAUUACUCGUAUUCUCACAUGCCUACUUAUUUGUUUAUUUAUUCGGAUACCGGCAGCGGGUACGAAAACAACACAAUUAAUAUUCAAGAGAUUCACAGAAGAGACAUGUCAGAAUGAUCCGUGUUUGAAUGGAGGGACUUGUACACCUGGAAAACUGUCAUGUACAUGUGCAACUGGAUGGAUGGGAAGAUAUUGUCACAGAAAGUGUCGUAACAUCUACAAGAGUUGCGAUCGAUGGGCCGUGGAAGACAAAUGCCACACAAUUCUCACUCAAACCAACUUCUUUGACGUCAACUGUGCUAUAUCCUGCAAAAUGUGCUCUCCUGACCCAAACUACGUAGCCCCUGAAAUUCCACUUGCACCAGCUCUCGAGCCAAUGCAAUUUUUCUUGGGAAAAUGGCAUUCACGAGCUUCGAAAGGCUUGAGAUUCCCCACUGAUUUGUACGAUACUGAGUAUGAGGAGAUAAUUGAUAUUGCUCCAGCAAAUGUUCCAAUGUUCGGACCACCAUCCUUGAAUUUCACAAGCACAUCUUGGUUUGGAGAUGAUACACGUGUUGUGCACGGUUUUAUCACUCUCAAGCCAAACUCCUUUCCACCAGAGGUCGCCAUCCUCAGUACUAGUAAUGAAGGACUCAACAUGAUCGAACUAGGCACUUUGAAGCAUCACGUGCUCACAUUGAAUGUAUCUUACAUGCAAGUGCACCCAACAAUGGAUAGCAAAGUUCUUCCAUUAGGAGCAACACGACGAUUAAGAAGAGUUGGCAGUUUGUUGGAAAUGACUGUUGCCAAGUUGUUUAGUGAGAAUAAAGUGUCACAGUUCAAGAAAAUGUUCAAGAAAAUUGCGGAUUAUGCAUUCUAAUAUAGAAUUAUUUAAUAAUUACCAUUUUGUCAUUUUUCAUUUGUAUUUAUUUUCCAUCAACUUUCAUUCUAAUAGAAUGCUCAGCUAGUGAAAUUUCAAAAUACUGUAUUUUUCUAUUACUUUUGCAACUCUUAUCUGUCAGUUAACAACUUUUGUUAGAACCAAAGGCAUUUUGCUCCAACUAUAUUUGUUUGACUUUGACUUGUAUGUACAAAAUAAGAAUAAAAACUUGAAUUGGCUGCC
This is a messenger RNA of Caenorhabditis elegans, 1211 nucleotides long. It is a transcript of the gene mab-7, whose product is annotated as Protein male abnormal 7. The record is from RefSeq and is marked reviewed. The transcript is spliced from 6 exons. Gene Ontology annotation, cellular component: plasma membrane. Bases 105 to 968 code for a protein of 287 amino acids. Lineage: Eukaryota; Metazoa; Nematoda; Chromadorea; Rhabditida; Rhabditidae.